AUGUUACGAAAGUCAAUUGCAUUCGCCUGCUCCGCAUUGUUUCUCCUCGCCGUCGCAACCUCGACCGUCCUCGCCGACAUCCCAGAGACCGACGCUGAACACAGUAACUACGGAGACACCGCCAAAGCCAAGGAGUUCGCGAAGGAGCAUAUGGGAGAGAAAGGCAAGAACCUGACUGAGAAGGAGGAGCUGAUGAUGUUGUUCACGCUGCACGACGCCAACAAGGACGGACACCUCGACGGAAUCGAAUUACGGGCGGCCUUUAGCGAUUAUAACGACCAGCACACCCCUAACUCUCAGUCGACUGUUACUCUCCAGCAGAUGUUGGAUAUGAUUGACCAUGUCAUCGGGGAAGAUGAUAUCAACAAUGAGUAA
Molecule: messenger RNA, 375 nt
Organism: Linnemannia hyalina
Lineage: Eukaryota; Fungi; Mortierellomycota; Mortierellomycetes; Mortierellales; Mortierellaceae
Source: the annotation of a GenBank genome assembly